This is a messenger RNA of Auanema sp. JU1783, 471 nucleotides long. The record is from the annotation of a GenBank genome assembly. Lineage: Eukaryota; Metazoa; Nematoda; Chromadorea; Rhabditida; Rhabditidae.
AUGGAAAAGAUUGGCGACAAUCUGUGUUACACAGACACUGAUAGUUUAAUCUAUCUCAAGGCGAAAGAUCAGCCUGAUCCUGUUGCCGAUAUGAGAGGUGAUUGGCUGGGAAUGCUUACCUCAGAAAUUCCCGAGGGUUGGCGGAUGACAAAAUUUGUCUCUCCUGCAGCCAAAGUCUACAGCUACCUGCUGGAGAAUGAAAGUGGUGAAGUACGGGUAGUUACCAAAGCCAAAGGAGUGACACUGGACCACACUGCAGCCACCACAGUGAACUAUGAUGGUAUGGAGAGAAUUGUUCGGGAUUAUGUGGAGAACAAUUCUACAAGUGUUUUGUCAGCUCAAAGCACAAUCUUCAAGCGGACCUUGGGCCACAUUCAGUCUGUGGAUUUGACUAAAAAUACUAGUGUUGUGAUGGAUAAAUUGAGAUUUUUGCCAAAUUUUUCUACAUUGUCUUAUGGUUAUUCGGAAUAA